AUGAGGGACGGCCCCCUGCCGUCGCAGCUGCUGCUGGCAGCAACGCUGUUACUUCUGCUGGCUGCCGCCGCUGCACCUGCAAGAGCCAGCGUAGCUCUGGCCGCCGCGCCCGACGCGCGCCUGGCGUCGCCGGCGGCCGCCCCGCCGGCCGCAGCGUCAACGAGCGGCGCCGCCGGCAGCGCUGGCAGCAGCGACGGGGCUGCCGUCUUCCGUUCGUCAGCCGUCGGCGCCGCCGGCAGCCGGGCAGUGGCAGGUCAGUGGCUCGUGACCUUUCGGGUGAACACCAGCGACGUGAAAGCCGCAGCAGCAGCCGCCGCCACCGCUUCCACCGCCAGCGCAACCGCCGGCGCGCGGGCGGCGUCCCCCGCCGGCGUCCCGCCCAGCAGCGCGGCUGCGCUGCAGUCCGCGCGCCUGCGCGUGCAGGCGGACGUGAAGGCGCGCGUCAUGCGGAGCACGGGCGCCGCGCAGGGCGCGAGGGUCGCGCGCGACUUCUCCCGGCUGCCUGUUUCGCUCGUCAACCUCGGCGCCGCGUCGGCGGUGGAGGCACUGCGUGCGGACCCGUCGGUUGCGUCGGUUGAGCCCAACCGCUACAACUUUCGUCAGCUGGGGCAGAGCCUGCCGCUGAUCAACCAGCCCCUCGCGGCGGCGCAGGGCUUCAAAGGCGCCGGCUGCGCAGUGGCAGUGCUUGACACUGACCUCGGCUCGUGCGCCGCCCCGGGGGACCCAGAGCCCUGCCGUGUGGCGUAUGCAAAGGAUUUCACCCCGUUGGACGAUGGCGCGAUGGAUGACGACGGACACGGCACCAAUGUAGCGUCCAUCGUGGCUAAAACGGCGCCUGGAGCAAAGCUCCUUGUGCUGGACGUCUUCAAAACUGACAAGUCAGGCAGCUACGCCAUGGACUCGGACAUCCUGGCGGCGGUUGACUGGGCCCUUGCAGCAAAGGCGAGCGGCACAUACAACGUCUGCGCAAUCAAUCUGUCCAUGAGCUCCUCCUCAUUCUCCGCGACCCAGUGCGCGGGCGGCGCGUACGACUCCGCGUUCGCCGCCGCGCGCGCGGCGGGCGUCAUCUCCGUCGUCGCGGCCGGCAACGACCGGCAGAAGGGCGCGCUGCCCAGCCCGGCGUGCGUGCCCGGCGCGGUCAGCGUGGGGGCGGUUUAUGAUCGGAACAGCUCAUCCAGGACGUGGAGCAAGUGCACGGACAGCGCGCCGGCGCAGGACCAGGUCGCCUGCUGGAGCAACAGCGCGAGCUACCUCACCCUCCUCGCGCCCGGCGCCGUCAUCAACGCCGGCGGCUGGUCGAUGGCCGGCACGAGCCAGGCCGCGCCGCACGUCGCGGGUGCUGCGGCCGUCCUCAAGGCUGCAGUGCCCACGGCGACGGCGGACGAGAUCGUUGUGGCCCUCGCCUCGAGUGGCAGGCGCGUCACCGACCCCGGCAAUGGCAUUACCACGCCCCGCCUCGACGUUGCGGCCGGCGUCGCGGCGCUGAAAGCGGCCGUGCCGCCCACGAAUGGGGCUCCUGUGGACUCCGAGGCGCCAACUGGGUCUGUAUCCAUCAACGGGGGCGCGCAGUCCACGACCAGUCCGGACGUGUCCCUGGACAUAACAGGGUCGGACAAGGCCGGCGUGGCGUCCAUGUGCGUCACAAACGCCGCCGUCUCGGCGGCGGAGUGCGCGCCGUACGAGCCUUUCACUGUCACCAAGGCCUGGCGCCUUGCCGACGGCCCCAACGGCUACCGGACUGUCUUCGUCUUCCUCAGGGAUACGCGGGGCAAUACGAUGGCCGCGCCGGCGCGGGAUACGAUCAUCCUCCAGGCGCCUGCCGGCGUCGCACCCGACACGACGCCGCCGACGGGGGCGGUCCAGAUCAACGGCGGCGCCGCGACCACGCCGAGCGCCGCGGUCAACCUCACGGUAUCCGCGUCCGACCCCUCCGGCGUCGCCGCCAUGUGCGUCAGCAACGCGGCCGUGUCGGCGGCCGCGUGCGCGCCGUUUGAGCCCUACGCGGGCCUUAAGCAGUGGCGGCUGGCGGACGGCGGGGACGGGGCGCGCACAGUGUAUGUGUUCUUGCAAGACGCGGUCGGCAACACCAUGGCCACGCCAGUGCAGGCCUACAUCAUCUUGCAGACGCCCGCUGACGCACCUGACACGGCGCCGCCAACCGGCUCUGUCCAGAUCAACGGCGGCGCUGCCUCAACCAACUCGACGUCGGUCACCCUGACAAUCGCAGCCUCGGACGCCUCUGGCGUCGCCUCCAUGUGCAUCACAAACGCGGCCGUCGCGCCCGCGGCCUGCGCCGCGUACGAGGUUUUCACAACCACCAAGGCAUGGCGCCUCGCCGACGGCGCCAACGGGCCGCGGACUGUCUACCUGCUUCUGAGGGACACGAAGGGCAACACCAACACCGCGCCCCAGCAAGCGACCAUCCAGCUCGACGCGCCGCCACCCGCCGCCGGCCCCUCCCCGGCGCCCGCCCCGUCGCCGUCCUCUUCGCCGGCGCCGUCCCCGGACCCGGCGGCCGGCCCGACGGCGCGGCUCGUCAUCAACGACGGCGCCGCGUUCACUUCUUCGCGGUACGUGCGGCUCUCCAUAUACGCGGACGGCGCGGCGCCCCGAACUACCAGGAUGUGCGUCAGCCAGACCGCCGCGAGCGCCGCGGACUGCCCGGCCUGGCCGAGCUUCUCGUCCUCGAAGCGCUUUAAAAUCUCCGGCGGCCAGGGGCCGCAGACAGUCCGCGUAUUCUUCAAGGCGGCGGCGGGGGCCGCCGGCGCGGCCGCGCGCGCGAGCUUGGCAGCGUUGCCCCCAGCCGUGGCGACGAUUAGGUACGACGCGCGGGCGCCGAGCAUGCCGCAGGCAGACAUGCAGCUCAAGGCGGCGCCAGGGCCGGGGUCAGUGACGCUUUCUUAUGCCCAGGCCGCGACAGACGCAGAGUCUGGCGUUGCCAGCUACCUCGUGGCGAGCAGCAAGGGCCUCGCGCCGCCGAAGCGCUGCGUGCCGCCGCCGUCGGGCAAGAGCCAGGUGCGGUCCCUGGUCAGGCAGCCGUCGGGCGCGGCGGCGGCCGGCGGCGCGGGCGCCCCCUCGGACGCGGUGGCGCUGGGCGGCCUCAGCCAGAGGACGGAUUACGCCUUCCGGGUGUGUGCGGUGGACCGCGCGGGCAACGUCGCUCCUGGUGUCACUGUGGUCACCCGGACGGCGUGA
This is a messenger RNA of Monoraphidium neglectum, 3195 nucleotides long. Its product is annotated as peptidase S8/S53 subtilisin kexin sedolisin. Gene Ontology annotation, biological process: proteolysis. The record is from RefSeq and is a predicted model, not a curated record. NCBI's taxonomy places the organism in Eukaryota, Viridiplantae, Chlorophyta, Chlorophyceae, Sphaeropleales, Selenastraceae. The coding region runs from base 1 to 3195 and encodes 1064 amino acids. Gene Ontology annotation, molecular function: serine-type endopeptidase activity. The transcript has 6 exons.